UCGCGCGCAGAUGGCAACAUUUCCCCAUUUACGUGAGGAAGUGAAGACUUCACUGCUUAUUGAAUGUGUUUAUACUGCAACAAAAGCAUGAGGGCUUCCCAGCUACACAUCUGUCACUGCAAGAACGUGUGGAUAAAGUGAUCGAGUUUUUGAAUAUCUUUGUCUGCUGGGUUUUUUACUCCUCACAACAACGGGUAACCAACAGUGUGAUGUACCGGCUGCUCUCAUCGAUGGAGGCGAAGACCUAAAAGAGCGUACCGUUUACAAAAACAUGAAUGAAGAUGAAUGGGAUGAAAUUCUACAACGCUUCCGAGAAGAGGGCCUCGACACAAACCUCCCAGAUGACAGUAAGCUUCUUUACGUAUGGCGGUGGCUGGUGGAUGCAGAAACAAAUUGCAUAUCUCUUCGGCAUCAGUUGGACAAGCUCAGUAGGAGACAGUCUGAUGAAUUGGAGGAGAUCCGUAGCUGCAUGGAACAGAUGUGCAAUGCUUGGGAGGUUAAAGUAUCCCGCCUGGAAGAAGAGAAUAAAAUAUUUCAUGAACAGCUCAACUUUACUGGACAGAAUUCUGGACGAAUGGUCAGUGAGGAAAUCGGCCGCAUGAUUCAAGAGGAAGGACUCUCUGAAAUUUUAGAACUUAGUGUUAUAGAAAAAUUUGCCUAUUUAUUAGAUUUAAGGACUCGUUUGCAAACCAAAUUAGAACAAGAAAUGGUUUUACGUAGAAAGUGUGAGCAACUGAUUCGCAUUUCGUCCAAUCUUCCAGACUGCUUAAAACUGAGUUCUCCUUAUAUUCAAAGGAUACUUGAAAGGCAGAAGGAUGAAUAUGAGGAAGAAAUCAGAAACCAGCAAGAGGCCAUGAAGCAUGUCAAAGAACAGCUGAAGCAGGUGCAUGAAGAUGAACUUCAGCGACUGACUGCUGAAAAUGACCGCUUGAAUACAGAGCUUAGUAAACUUAGUCAAAAGCUUCAAGAACUAGUCACUCAUGUUGCCAAGCAACAGGAAAAAGAUACUUCUUCAGUGCCAUGGGUUCAGCAUAUUUUGGAUGGCACACAUGAUAAAGAAAUGAAAUCUUUUAAAGAAGAGGUAGAUAGACUGAAGUCUGUGUGCCAAGAGCAACAAAAGCAGGUUCGGGAACAGUGUGAGACUGUCCGCAUAUUGGAACGCACCAACAAACAAUUAGAACUAGACAAUGAAACUUUAGCCUUUAAGCUUUCUGAAUCUUUAGCUCAAUUUGAUGAACUUGAAGAUCAGCUCAGACGGGAAGCAACGCGAGCUAGAAGAGAAUCUCUCUUUAAACAAUUAGCAACCAAAGAAUCUAUGAGUGUCAAAAAUAAUAUAAAUAAACUAUUGGACAACAGGCCAAACUUACAAGAUACUGCAUCUGAUGAACAAGUGAAAAAGUUAAAAGAGGAAUCAGAAAACUUGAAAGAACAGUUAGAGUCUAUACAGCAGCAACUAGAUGUGAUGUCUCUAAAGUAUCAACAAACUAAAGACAAAUACAGAGAGAAAAUGUACAGAAUGCGUGAAGUGCAAGAACAGGAACAGCAAGAGUGGAAAGAAAGGUUUGAAAACUGUGAGAAGGAACUUUCCAUCUUGCGAGAGAUGCUUUCCCGAGAGCAAAAGUGGAGGGUUCAGAUAGAAGCCGACUGCAGAAAACUGAAAAGUGACAACCAACUUCUGAAAACAGAAAUAAUGGAAAAGGAGAAGGCAGAAAGAGAAAAAACUGCAGAGUUAACCACAGUCCAACGAGAAGUUGAAAAAGUGAAAGCAUCAACAUCCCGUCCUUCAACUUCAACUGCAUCGCCAUCUCGAAGGCACAGUGUCUGGCCUGUUGUAUCCUAUCCAAAGAAAUGGUGACACUUAUCAUAAACUAUUUUAACUGCUACCCUCAUAUUCUUCCUCCAAAUUCUAGAAUAAUUAGUGAAACUUAAACGAACUGAGAACGAUCUCAUUUAUCCUCAUGUUAGUGUGAAUCUUUUAUACCAUGACUAGCUCUAGAUAUCAAAAUGUGAGUGAUAUUGAUUACUGCAUGGAACUGACUAUUUGUGUUAAAAACGAUUUCCAACUUUGGAGAAGAUAAAAGGAAUGAGUUUUGUAUCAUUAAGCUAGUGUAAGUAGCUCCAAAUGGGUGAAAAGGUUAAAAUCAUUUUAGUACAUAAAAAGUUUAAACCUAUUUAUGCAUUGGAUAGGGAAAAGAAGAUAUUUUCUCGUGUUCUUUUUUAUGUAAACAAAUGAUUUAGUGUUAAAUGUUUUAAAAACUAUUUUUCAUUUGUGAUGAAAAAUAGUUUCUAUCUUUAUACCAACUGAAUAAUACAUAAAAUAUAAAAUAUGCUCUAUAAAAUUGAGAAUUUGAUUUUGGCAGACUGGUCAAAACAGACCCAGUAAAUACAUUCCCUAAAUAUCUGAAAAUGAUAAAUUGAAUAUUGUUUUUUAUUAAAAUUUUAAUCUGUUAUGAUUUGUUUUUCUUGCAGAAUUAAAAUUAUUAUAAAAGAAUUAUUAAAUAAGAAAUUAUAAUCUCGCAGAUAAAAUAUGAACUAAAUUGUUCAAAAAGUUGACUCACUUUACAGUUGUUUACAUUUUAAAAGUUGAUGCAAUUUAGAAGGGUUCCACUGGCUCUAUGGUACAAAAUUCACCGAAUGACUGCUAGUUGACAACCAUAAGUAAGUCCUGUAACUGGCAUGAUAAUGCUUUUUAAUUCCCUCCAAAAAUUUUAAUUAUCUGCUUAACAUUUUUGUGUUUUUGUAACUUAACUGAUUGCCAGAUUCUGGACUAACAAGUUGUCAAAUAGUAAAUUAAUGCUGUCUGUGUAGAUUUAAUUUUGAAUUAAAAGUUUUAACUUUUAUGUUCCUACAUAAAAUAUUUUAAUUCAUUAUAUAAUAUUUUAUUUGUGUCAUCUUUUAAUUUAUGAUUUGUUUUCCCAGUGAUCUUAUUUUUUACAUAUCAUUCCUGCCAAAGUUUUUUCCUCAAUCUUUAUCAUUUAUAUGUAAGGUAAAUCAUUAUUUACUGUUUUGGUUUAAUGUGAUUUAAAAGGCGAAUCUGCAUCCAAACAAAUCCAAUUUAAAAUACCCAUGAAUACUUGUUAUUUUAAUAAACCAAGGUGGGCAUAAAACAGGGAAAUUGAAAUGGACAAGAAAAAUUUAGGAAAUUCAAUCAAUAUAAAAAAAAUUCAGGAAAAUCUCAAAUUUAACUAAAAUAUUUUAAAAGUCAGGGAAAAUUAAUAAUAAGUUCAUAGGGAACCUUAAAAUUCAAUUUUUUUUUGUAAAAAAAAAAUAUAUUAUAAUGGGAAGAAUAAAAUUAAUAACAUUUAUGUCGCUGACUUAAAAAAAUCAGGGACAUUCGAUGAAAUUAGUCUGGUAAACUCAAGAGACAAUUAUAUUUCUAAGAGUUUAUGCCCUCUCUGCUAUCUUCUUGAAUUUCAAUUGUUUUUAAUAUCAUCAAUUAAAUGUUAAUUAAUUAUUCAAUGUUCCUUUCUUUUAAUGCUUCAUUUUGUACAUCUUUGAUUAAAUUUUAACCUACAUUUAUUUUUAUUAAUACUAAAUUUAUUGAAUAAGUAGCUCAAUAUUUUCUUUUUAAAAUAUUAAACAGGAGACCUUUUAUCAUUGCAAAACUAUUUCAAUUAAUAGUUAAAAUAGUUUUAGUUUGAUAGAUCAUUUUAUUCGGUCCUGAUAACAUAGAAAAUAGUUUAUCUUCUAAUAAUUUAAAAUAAAGUUCUUUAGUUAAAAAUAUAUGUAAUUGAAAAAAUUCUUUUUAUUUGAUGCCCUCUGGUCAACACAAAUAAGAAAGUCUUUAAAAGAACAAAGCUCGAUAUUUUACGAUUUAACUUAAUUGCUAGUUAAGCUAUUUUUAAAGUUUUUUAAGCCUUGUAUACAUUCAAUUCUUACAUUCCAUAUAUUAAUUUUAAAAUUCUGAAUGUCAUUCAGUCUGCUGUUUUACUAUUUUAAAUAUGAAUUAUAUUUUUCUUGUUUUGUUUUAUGAUUAUCUAUUUACUUAUAAUUCUUAGUGCCACUGUAAAUAUAUCAUAUCAGUUCCUGUUUUUCCAGAUGUUUUUAAAUCUCAUCCAAAUAUAGUCUAGUCCAAAUGUGUUGUCAUAAAUUUUCGUUGUGAUGUAGCUGGUAGUUCUAUCAUGCUGCCUUAAGAUAUAAAGCAGUUAUCUUUAUUAUGUAAUUUAUAAUCUAUGUAAUUUUUAAUGGUAGUUUUGGUUUUAUCUUUUUUUUUCCUUCCUGUGUUUCCAAGAUAAUAUAAAAUAGGUUAGUUAGGUUAAGAUUGAGUUCUUCACUGCUUUUCUUAGAAAAAAAAAAAUUUUUUUUUUUUGCACCACUUUUCCAAAAAAGUUCUUGCACUCUUAUUUUAGAUUAAAAAUAUUUUUUUCUAAUUACAAUUAUUAAAUAAAAAUAUCAAGAAUUUUAUUUUUUUUUAAAUUAUUAAUUGGAUUACCAUAAUGUUUGCACAUUUAAUUAUAAUUUAUAAGUUUAAUUUAUGAAAUUAUUUAAUUGAUGAGAUACUCACUUUUAGUAAAUAUGAAAAAAAUUAAUUUGCUUUUUUAUGCCCAUUCUAGGUUAAUUCAUAAUUAUAUUUAAUUAAUAAUCGUGUGCUAAUGAUAAGUAAAUAGUAAUCUGAAUUUGAUUUAAUUAUUUUUCAAGGAAAUCACGUUUGAUUCAAAACUGCCAUUUAAAAUUACUGUGAAUACAAAGAACUUUUUUUUGGUCAUAAGAGAGUGCCAUACUAAGGAACUAGUCCCUUAACUUUCUUUACUCUCAUAAUAAAUUAUGUGUUUAAAAUAUCUUAUCAAUUCAAAACUGUGUUUAAUGUGUUUGUUCUUUUAAGUUUCUUAAAUGAGUUAUUUCAGUUUCAUAUACUAAACCUUGAAAUAGAUAAAAAAAAAUUUAAGAAAUAAAAAAGUUUUUUUAAUAACUAUCCGAUUGAUAUGCGAUUUUUUGAUUUAGUAGUUUAGAUUAGCAAUUUUUUUUUGAAGUUCUCUAACAGCCAUUCUUUGUCCAAAAAAUCUUGCCUGUUAUAUUUAAUAAAAUAUUUUUUAAAAGUAAUUAUUUUCUGGAGCCAUUAAUCAUAAAGUUGAAUUACAUUGAAAGUUUGUUUAUCAAUGAUUGCAUAGCAAAUGACACAGCCCUUGAAUUGUCCAAAUUUCGUUUCAACUGAUAAUGCUUAUUAGAAUUGAGUAGAAAUUAGAUAAUUUAUUAUUAUUAUUAUUUUUAAAUAAACAAAAAUAUUUGUUACUCGAUAUAGCACCCCCAUUAUUAUAAACUAAAAUAGGCGUUGUAACAUGAUUGAAGGUACAAGACUGAUUUUGACAAAAUUGUAUACAAUCACCUUGUUUCAUGAUCAAUGUUUAAAAAAAUCCAUAUUUCACCAAUUUCAAUGAUCAUAACUACUUUACUUAACCUAAGAGGUUGUGUAUCUUUCUUCAAAAGGAAUUUGAGAUGAUUUCUUCAAAAGGAUUUAUGUAUGAAGAGCUUAGUGAAUUGGGUUUCAAAGUGACUUAAAAAAGAAAAAAAAAGAAUUUUCAGUGAAAGAUUUUAAUUUCAUCUAAUUUCACAACGUUUAUUUAUUUUGCCAAGUCAACAGAUGAAUGUAAAUAAGGGAUAGUCUUUUUAGUUUUUCAGACUGGAAAAAUUAUCAAAUUGCAUUUACAUCAGCCAAUGAUAAUGUUAAUAGGUACUUUUGGCAGCAUGAAUAAAACGCCAAGAAUGCAGACGCUAUGACAGGAACAGAAAUUAAUGUUAUUGUUAGCAUUCAUUUAUUGAAAUCUUGUGUUGAAGAAAUGAAGGCAAGGUAUAAUUUUUAUUUUCUCGCUCACCAGAAAGAGGAAGGUAUAAUUAUUGAAGCUAACGCCUUCAAAUUCACUAAAAUAUUUAAAACCCUUCAUCCAAUUUGCUCUUCAUUUAUGAAACUGAAUAAAUUAUACUAUUUUUAUUUGAGCUCAACAUCCUUAUGAAUUGUAAUAACACUGAUCCAAUUCGUCAGUUUGAUUUCAAGCAAAAAGUAAAGUAAGAGCAAGAAUCAUUAAAAAAAAAAAAAAAAAAAAUUCUGAAAAUAAAUAUUCUUGUCUGAACUUUCUUCAUUAUUUGAUGACUCUAAAACGAAUAAACUCAUACCUGAAGAAAGUAGGUAUAUUUAAAAUACAUUUAAUAAUUAACAGAUUUUUUAAUUUUACAUUUAGUCUUUUUUUUUCUUCUAUGUUCUCGUAAUCAAUUCAUAACUUACAUUCUUCCGCUCCUUUAUUUUCGGAAUAAAAACUUCAUCCUCAUGGAAAUCCAGUUUAAAGAAGAAAAAAACCAUAUACACCACCUUACUAUAUAGCAUAUAGACUUAAACCAAUUUUUUUUCUUCUUUUCUUGUGGAAAGUAAGUGAUUUAAAUCAUGUAACUCUGGUAGUAGUUCUCUUAAAAAUUUUAUUUAUCUCUUGAUCAAUUAGUUCCGUGCAAGGGCGAGUGUCAUAGCAAUGAAAAGAAAGUUUUUAAAUCUGUACAUAAAAACAUUACAUGCUAGUUCAUUAAUGUGAAUUAUCUAUAAUCUAUGUGUACAAUAUAUAUGUGAUUUAAAAAUAUCUUAUCCAUCCAAUUAAUGGUAGAAUUAUUGAAUAUAUUUGAAAUCUGCCCAUUUUCUAUAAAAAAAAAAUAUUAUGUUUUGUUACAAAACAGUUAACUGAUCUGAUAUCAAUUGUAAAAGUAUUCCUUUUUUUAAGAGAUUACUUUGUCUGACUAGUCACAUUCCAUAUGAAGUGAAAUUUUUAUAUUUUAUUACUAAGUCACUGUUAAGUAUAGCACAAAUUUUAAUUUUUUUUAUUUAUUUUUAUCUUUCAUUGAUGAUGAGGUCGUUAUUGUUUUACUUGUUGGCAUAUUUAUAAAAGGAUGGAAAACAUUCCUUUUAUGUAUAUACAUAGUUGCUCAAAUAAAAUUGUUCUUAAAUGG
Molecule: messenger RNA, 6924 nt
Organism: Parasteatoda tepidariorum (common house spider)
Lineage: Eukaryota; Metazoa; Arthropoda; Arachnida; Araneae; Theridiidae
Source: RefSeq, a predicted model, not a curated record